AUGAAUCCUCAAAUUCUGAAUCUCGUUCUCUCUUUGGGAUUGAUGCAGGUCGCCCGCAAAAUUCCGUUCGAAGAUGAAAACGUUUUGUUGGCAGUGAGGAUUGGAUAUGUGGCGAGUAUGCUUAUCAGCUUUGGCUUGUACCAGUGGAUAGCGGGCAAGAUCAGAGCCAAGAAUGACACGACGAUGCUCAAGUACACUGAGCCAGCAUCUCCAAUGUCCGGCGAAGAGCCACAACUUAUUACAACUACAAACCGCGACUACGAUUUACAAGAAACUUCCAAGCUCGUCAAGAGCCUGUUCACAUCCCUUGCCAUGAUGGGCUUCUUGCAUGGAUACAUGAAGUACACGCAGCCACUGUUCAUUCAGGGCAUCCUCGGCGUGAAGAACGCGCUCGACUCUAAGCCAGCUAAGGUUUGGGUGUUUGGCAACGAGGCUAAGGGCGACCUCAAGCGUCCAUGGAAGGCUGCUAACCCAUUCGGUAUGGGCGAUGAAGUCAAGACUGAUGCUGCGUCUGUCAAGCAAGCUGAGAAGUCGAUUGGAUCCACUAACAAGGCGGAGUAG
Wallemia ichthyophaga EXF-994 is the source of this 561-nucleotide messenger RNA. RefSeq names its product Inorganic phosphate transport protein PHO88. The record is from RefSeq and is a predicted model, not a curated record. The coding region runs from base 1 to 561 and encodes 186 amino acids. Gene Ontology annotation, cellular component: endoplasmic reticulum; mitochondrion. NCBI's taxonomy places the organism in Eukaryota, Fungi, Basidiomycota, Wallemiomycetes, Wallemiales, Wallemiaceae. The transcript has 5 exons. Gene Ontology annotation, biological process: protein targeting to ER.